UAACUUGGAAGAUAUUUGUAAAAACCUAGGGUUGCCUACAGAAGGAGUAAAGACAAAAUUGAUACAAAGAUUAAAAACACACUCAAAUUUAUUAACAAUACCAAAUAGAAAUUUGAACUUAUCAAAUAUAAGAGAAAAUGAAGCCUGUAAAGAUAAUACUGUCUCAGAUAUUGAUCAGCAUAAGACUAAUUUGAAGGCAGAUAAAAAUGUUAUAAUCAACAAUUUAAGAGAACAAAUAUAG
Racocetra persica is the source of this 241-nucleotide messenger RNA. Lineage: Eukaryota; Fungi; Glomeromycota; Glomeromycetes; Diversisporales; Gigasporaceae. The record is from the annotation of a GenBank genome assembly.